Pediculus humanus corporis (human body louse) is the source of this 1416-nucleotide messenger RNA. RefSeq lists its product as uncharacterized. The transcript is spliced from 5 exons. Bases 1 to 1416 code for a protein of 471 amino acids. The record is from RefSeq and is a predicted model, not a curated record. Gene Ontology annotation, cellular component: nucleolus. Gene Ontology annotation, biological process: ribosomal large subunit assembly; Notch signaling pathway. NCBI's taxonomy places the organism in Eukaryota, Metazoa, Arthropoda, Insecta, Psocodea, Pediculidae. Gene Ontology annotation, molecular function: protein binding.
AUGGAUGAAAAUAACGAAAAAAGAAUUUUGACUCGAUUCAAAUCUGAAUCCGGAGAUGUAAUUGAGGGUUUAUUAGAUUUGCCAGUAAAUGUUACAGUUCAAAACCUCCAACGAAUGUGUAAUGCUCUAUUGAAAGAGGAUGAAAACACAUCAUAUUUAUUUUUUGUCAAUGACCAAGAAAUUACUGACACACUUGAAAAAGCAAUCAAAAAAGAUGUUGACAAUUCUGAAAAUGUGAUUGAAAUUAUAUAUCAGCAACAAGCUGUAUUUAAGGUAAAACCAGUGUCUAGAUGUACUAGUUCUUUACCUGGACAUGCAGAAUCAGUGAUAUCAGUUAGUUUUGGUCCCAACAGCAGAAAUCUAGCUAGUGGUUCUGGUGACACAACUGUUAGACUUUGGGAUUUAAAUACGCAAACUCCUCAUUACACAUUAACAGGUCAUAAAAAUUGGGUUUUAUGCUUGUCCUGGACAUCAGAUGGAAAAAAGCUUGCUUCAGGAGAUAAAAAUGGUAUCAUUUUAAUUUGGGAUCCAAUCAAUGGAAAACAAUUAGGAAAACCCAUGACAGGUCACAGAGGGUGGAUUACAUCAUUAUCUUGGGAACCCUACCUAAGAAAUUCAGAUUGCAGACAUCUAGCUUCUGCUUCCAAAGAUGGGACUCUUAGAAUAUGGGAUACUGUUUUAGGCCAAACGCUCAAAGUUCUUUCAUCUCACACUAAAAGUGUUACCUGUGUCAAAUGGGGUGGAGUAGGUUUAAUAUAUUCUGCCUCUCAAGACAAAACUAUUAAAGUGUGGAGAUGCUCUGAUGGAGUUCUAUGCAGAACCCUUGAAGGUCAUGCACAUUGGGUGAAUACUUUAGCACUGAGUACGGAAUAUGUAUUAAAAACUGGUCCUUUCGAUCCGAUGCAGGCUGAAAAUAUAGAUUUAAAUGCAGACAAAAAAUAUUUACAAGAAAUAGCUUUAUUAAAAUAUAACAAGGUGAACGUAGAUGGAGAAAGGCUUGUAUCGGGAUCUGAUGAUUUCACAUUAUUUUUAUGGAAGCCAGAGACUGAAAAGAAACCAUUAGCAAGGUUAACAGGGCAUCAGCAAUUAAUCAAUGAUGUCAAAUUUUCUCCUGAUGGUAGAGUAAUUGCUUCUGCAUCAUUUGACAAAAGUAUUAAGUUAUGGGAUGCAAAAAAUGGAAAAUUUCUCGGGGUUUUAAGGGGGCACGUUCAAGCAGUAUAUGUAAUUGCUUGGUCUGCAGAUUCUCGAUAUUUAGUUAGUGGAAGUGCAGAUUCAACUCUAAAAGUGUGGAAUAUUAAAGAAAAGAGACUAGAAAUAGAAUUACCUGGCCAUGCAGAUGAAGUAUAUGCUGUUGAUUGGGCACCGGACGGUUGUGUAGUUGCUUCAGGAGGAAAAGACAAAUUAUUGCGAUUGUAA